ACUCAUGUGAAAAUGAGCUUGUUCAUUAGAUUAAAUAUUUAUAUUUAAUCAUUAGAUUAACAAACUAAUUGCAUAGGACAGAUGUGUCAACUCCUUAGGCAAGCAACAGAGACAUGUGAAGAAGGUGAAUGUGAAAAACUUCUCACAAUAGGACAGAUGUGCCAAUUGCAUAAUUCCAUAAAGUAAGCCCAGUGGUUCCCAACCGAAUCUUCGGUUAAGGCAGCUACUUGAAGCAACCGCCAACCUCCAUCAAAGCCAUUGCAAAACUAUUACUACCCUCACGCAUCUAACGUCUGCGAGUCCAAACAAUACUGAACUUCUUGCUUCUGCAUGCUCCCAACUUGAAUCUUCCAAGUCUUCAAUUCCCACGUCGAGCAUAGAAGCAAAGCAAAGUUGGAAAAAAGAAAAAGAAAAAGCAAAGCAAGAGGAACAGAAAGAAAUAAAAUAAAUAAUCCCCCUAGAAUUUUCAAACCUCCAAAAUUAGACUAGAAUAAUUGAGUUUCCAUUUCUGGACACCCCCAGAAAGUAGGAGAUUCAAGGUCUAGUUACGGCACUUACACAGAAACAAGAGAAGCAGAGAAUUGAAGUAGACGAGAGGGUGAAAGAUGGGUGCUUUGUCUAUUGUUCCUCUGCUCCCUUCAAAGCCGAGACCCUCUGUUUUUGAGCAGAACAGCCAUCUCUUCCCCUCCAGAAGAAAAUCCAAGAAGAGAAUUAGUCCAGUGGCGAGGUUAUUUGGGCCGUCGAUCUUUGAGGCUUCAAAGCUGAAGGUGUUGUUUGUAGGAGUUGACGAGGAGAAGCAUCCAGCGAAGCUACCAAGGACCUAUACGCUAACUCAUAGUGAUAUUACUGCUAGGCUUACUUUAGCCAUCUCACAAACAAUAAAUAUUUCUCAGUUGCAGGGAUGGUCCAACAAAUUGUACAGAGAUGAAGUGGUAGCAGAAUGGAAGAAAGUGAAGGGAAAGAUGUCUCUGCAUGUCCAUUGUCAUAUCAGUGGAGGCCAUUUUUUAUUAGAUUUAUGUGCAAGGCUCAGAUAUUACAUCUUCUGCAAAGAACUCCCUGUGGUGUUGAAGGCCAUUGUCCAUGGAGACGGGAAUCUGUUGAACAACUACCCAGAAUUGCAGGAGGCUCUGGUUUGGGUUUAUUUCCAUUCAAACAUUCCAGAGUUCAACAGGGUGGGGUGCUGGGGCCCAUUAAAGGAUGCAGGAGCACCAGCUUCUCCUUUAGGGCAUGGGCAUGGGACCCAUGAAAGCAAGCAGCAGGCAACCCCAGCAAGUAACUGGGACUUGCCCGAGCCAUGCAAAGAGAAGUGCGAGUGUUGUUUCCCUCCAAUGAGCUUGAUCCAUUGGUCAGAAUAGCAGCUCAAAGCAAACCCUAAAUGGUUGAUCCAUUGUAUCACACUCAGAAAAGUGUUGCUCUUGUAUAUAUAUUUAUAACUGAAAUUGUAUGCCAAAUGCCUCUCUUGGCAUUCAGUGAUUGGAGGGUGGGGAUGUUUAAUUGUUUAUGCUUCAAGAUGUGUUUUUUCUUUCAUAUUUAUUGGAUUUUUUUUAUAAAAAAAUUUAAUUCUAGGAUGAGUCCUGAGUUGAUCUAAAGAACUAGUGAUUUGAAUUUGUUUGCGUGAUAUUAUUGAUGUUUUGCCGUUUUGUGCAUUUGUCAAAAAGGAUAAUGUGUUUUUUUGAAAUGAU
Messenger RNA from Manihot esculenta (cassava), 1682 nucleotides. RefSeq names its product protein STAY-GREEN homolog, chloroplastic. The record is from RefSeq and is a predicted model, not a curated record. Bases 606 to 1355 code for a protein of 249 amino acids. NCBI's taxonomy places the organism in Eukaryota, Viridiplantae, Streptophyta, Magnoliopsida, Malpighiales, Euphorbiaceae. The transcript is spliced from 4 exons.